AUGAAGCCCACAGCCAUCCUCUUCACCCUGGUCACCCUCGCAGCCAGCACCCUCGCCGCCCCGCCCCCAUCGUACUCGUCCCCGCAGCUCGUCUCGCGCGAGGACCUGCUCGGCGGGGCCGUGCCCCCCCUCGCCCUCGGCACGCAGAGGGACGACAAGUCCGGCGCGGCCUACCUCAAGGUCUACGAGGAGACGCGCGCCGAGGACAAGGGCUGCACCGAGUGGCUGACCAUCGGCAAGGCGGGCGACGACCCCUGCGCCGCCGGGGCGUUCACCUUCGGCGGCGCCAAGCUGCGCUUCACGGGCUGCAACGCCGAGUACGGCAACCGGCCCGCCAAGCUCGAGCGCGUCGACGGCGGCGGCGGCGGCGCCACCAAGAAGAAGGGCGGCAAGAGCAGCAAGUGGGACAAGGUCGUGCGCGUCUGCUGGGACGCGGGCGCCGACGUCAAGUGCAAGGGCAAGAACACGCUCAAGCGGAUGAGCCAAUGCUACUAA
This is a messenger RNA of Thyridium curvatum, 495 nucleotides long. RefSeq lists its product as uncharacterized. The record is from RefSeq and is a predicted model, not a curated record. The transcript has a single exon. Lineage: Eukaryota; Fungi; Ascomycota; Sordariomycetes; Thyridiales; Thyridiaceae. The coding region runs from base 1 to 495 and encodes 164 amino acids.